Molecule: messenger RNA, 1185 nt
Organism: Pochonia chlamydosporia 170
Lineage: Eukaryota; Fungi; Ascomycota; Sordariomycetes; Hypocreales; Clavicipitaceae
Product: serine/threonine-protein kinase Eg2
Exons: 3
Coding region: 1-1185 (394 amino acids)
Biological process (GO): regulation of cytokinesis; mitotic spindle organization; protein phosphorylation
Cellular component (GO): spindle midzone; spindle pole centrosome; spindle microtubule
Molecular function (GO): protein kinase activity; ATP binding
Source: RefSeq, a predicted model, not a curated record
AUGGCUUCACGAACCCUCGAGACGCGCUUCGAGCGCAUGACUGUGCAGGAUGAGAACGAUCACGCCGAGGGUGCGAAGCACUACGUAAAGGGCAAGACCAUCGUCACAUCGGCAUCAGGACAGCUGCCGCAUGGAAACAGCCGGACAAACCUUUUCAAGGUUGCACUUCAGUCCCAAAGUCACAAUACCGUUGCUUCUGUGACGCUCCCAUCACAAGCUGCUCAACGGAAGAUCAACAACCCUGGAUCACCUACUCGCAAGCCUCUCCCAUCAGCAGGAUCAGCACGCACGUCAGAAGAAGGCACAGAGGAAGCCGCCAAAGCCUUGGUCGAGCAGCCCAGCCUACCAAAGCAAUUCCACCUGGGAAUGUUCGAAAUCGGCCGCCCCCUCGGCAAAGGUAAAUUCGGACGAGUCUAUCUUGCCAGAGAGCGUACCACAGGCUUCAUCUGCGCCCUGAAAGUGCUGCACAAGAACGAAAUUCAGGGCGGAGGCGUCGAGCGCCAGGUCCGUCGAGAGAUUGAAAUCCAGAGCAACCUCCGCCACCCUAAUAUCCUGCAAAUGUUCGGCCACUUCCACGACAAUAAGCGCAUUUUUCUGAUCCUCGAGUUUGCCGGGAAGGGUGAGCUGUAUAAGCAUCUGCGGAGGGAGAACCGUUUCCCGGAGUGGAAGUCGGCGCAGUAUAUUGCGCAGAUGGCGUCGGCGUUGAGGUAUUUGCACCGCAAGCAUGUUAUUCACAGGGAUAUCAAACCUGAGAACAUCUUGAUGGGCAUCCAUGGCGAGAUUAAGAUUUCGGACUUUGGGUGGAGUGUGCACGCUCCUAAUAAUAGGAGGAAGACUAUGUGCGGCACGCUGGAUUAUCUGCCGCCUGAGAUGAUUAAGCCUGGCUCGUCGGAUAACUAUUACAAUGAGAAGGUGGACUUGUGGAGUUUGGGUGUUUUGACGUAUGAGUUUCUUGUUGGAGAGGCUCCGUUUGAGGAUACGCCUGUCAUGACGCAGAGGAGGAUUCAAAGGGCGGAUAUGUCUAUUCCGUCGUUUGUUAGCUCGGAGGCUGCUGAUCUUAUCAAGAGGCUCCUUGUUCUUGAUCCUGAGAAGCGAAUCUCUCUUGAGCAGGUCCAAGUUCACCCUUGGAUUUUGAAACACUGCGUCAAGGGAGAGCGGAAGAGCAACCGUGAAAGGGGGCAAUAG